Messenger RNA from Trichoderma atroviride IMI 206040, 1478 nucleotides. RefSeq lists its product as uncharacterized. The record is from RefSeq and is a predicted model, not a curated record. Gene Ontology annotation, molecular function: GTP binding. NCBI's taxonomy places the organism in Eukaryota, Fungi, Ascomycota, Sordariomycetes, Hypocreales, Hypocreaceae.
GUCCUAAUGGCGACGGCUGAAACCGAAGACGCAGCCGAUUGCAGCGCGGAACCGAUGGCCUCGAUUUCAAAAGAGCAACUCAGAGAUGGCAUAGAAUUCAGUGAGGACGCCGUUGUGGUCGCUCUUAUGGGAGGAACCGGAGCCGGGAAAAGCACCUUCAUCUCCUUGCUUACAGGUGAGGAUGUUGGCAUCGGACACAAUUUACAAUCAUGCACUACUGACGUUGGCGUUUACAACUUCAACUACAAGGACCGCCACACAGUCUAUCUUCUUGAUACGCCUGGCUUCGAUGACACAAACCGUCCUGACUCUGAAAUACUGCAAGAAAUCGCCUUCUAUCUGGCUGCCAUGUACUCCCGGAAGAUACAAUUCGCCGGGAUCAUCUAUCUUCACCGCAUUACAGACACGCGAGUCUCGGGAUCCAGUCUCAAGAAUAUUCGCAUAUUGCAAAAUCUCUGCGGCGCGGACGCUUUCGACCGUGUUGUACUUGCUACUACUAUGUGGUCUAGUCUGGACUCCAUGGAAGGCGGGCAUGAGAUUGGCCUCCAACGCUGCGAGGAACUUAGAUAUCCUGAGUUUUGGGGUGAAAUGAUCCAGAAGAAUAGUAUCAUGAAGGAACAUGAUGGCUCAGCGGCUUCAGCACUUUCCAUCAUCUCUGAACUUGUCGACAGGGACGGCGGCGCUGUCUUGAAUAUACAAAAACAGAUGGUGGACCAAAACCUUUCUCUGGAUGGAACAGACGCGGGUCGCUACUUGCAAAAGGACUUGCUCGAGGCCCGCGAGAGGCAUGAGAAAGAAAUCGCAGAGCUCAAGAAAAACAUACAGCAGGCUAUAGCCGAGCAAGAUACAGAGGCUGUCAACAUGUUCAAGCAAGAGAAAGAAGCAGCAGACUCCAAAGUAGAAAGGCUCCGGAACAACAGCAAUCAGCUCAAGCUUUCUCUGAGCCAAAUCGCCACUCGCGAGCAGACAAAGUUCCUCUCAAGGGUCUCUAAUCUUGAAGAUACAUUGGCAGCCACUACAGACCCAGCGGUUGAACAACGCCUGAAGGAUUUACAAGGACAGCUUCUACAGGCAGAGAAGGAAAUGCUCGACUACAAAGCCAAGCACGAGCAGGAAAUUAGUCUCCAGCGAAUGGUUAAUGAGCAAGCUAUAGCCAAUGCACAAAACAUCGCGAAACUGCAAGAGAUGCACAUUGCUUCCCUUGAAGAUCAGUACAAGGCAAUCAAGGAGCAGUAUGCACGGGAAUCUAACAGGAAAAGACAGCGGAAGAGUCUGGUGAAUAUGCUAAUGUUUGACAAGAUUCUGAUGUUGUUUAAUCCUUUUGGCGGACUGGAAGAUGGCUAUCAUAGACGUGGCCGCCAUUUUAGAUAGACGGUCUCUCAGGUAACACUAGAAUACUUGGAUACCUAGUUCUGUCAUUAUUCUCUUCAUUUCUUCCAUAAGAGCUACAAAGCCAAAUAAUGCUUAGCUCAUGGUAC